This is a messenger RNA of Bactrocera dorsalis (oriental fruit fly), 4648 nucleotides long. RefSeq names its product calcium release-activated calcium channel protein 1 (gene Orai). Lineage: Eukaryota; Metazoa; Arthropoda; Insecta; Diptera; Tephritidae. Gene Ontology annotation, molecular function: store-operated calcium channel activity. The record is from RefSeq and is a predicted model, not a curated record. Gene Ontology annotation, biological process: store-operated calcium entry. Gene Ontology annotation, cellular component: membrane. The transcript is spliced from 2 exons. The coding region runs from base 2259 to 3794 and encodes 511 amino acids.
UACGGCAAACAAUAACAAAAUUGUGUUUCAUCGUAAAACAUAUUUUUACGAGCGAUGCUUGUUCUAUACGGUGACAGCUCGAUUAUUGUGUCUACGUUUUCUUGUAAUUGCUUAAUUUUUCUGAUUUGAACAAUUUUUUAAAUUUUCGACUAUUCUAACCUCAAAUAUGUCUAUAUGGGAAGAAAACCACAAAUAUACUGAAACACUCAAAAUUGUGUGCAUAUGUACUUUACAUAAACACAAAGAUAUCAUAGUAUACUAUAUAGUUUUGUAGUGUAGAGUUGAAGGCUGGCCACAUAACCAUAUGCUAUUCUGGGAGUUAGGAAAAAGAAUAGAAUUUCUCCUUUAAAUUUUUUUUAAGCUAGGUUUAGAGGCGAAUCCUACCAGGGAUCUCUCUUUGAUAGCUUAUAACUCCGUCCGUUGCUGUACGUAAAACUCUUGUAUAGUAGAUCAUAAGGCCCUUACAAAUCGACAAAACGCUUUGAGAAUAUCACAAAUUUGUUAAGACGGCUAUGUCCCCUGGUUCGCCGAAGAUAUGACUGCCGAGAUCUUGAAACCUUAUUCUUGCAUAAAUGUCUAUUGGACACUAUAAGAAACCUUACGAAUGCGACAAGAUGAAAUCUGCAAAGAGCGUGUAAAUCAGUAGAUCCAGGAGUUCUACUCUUGGUCAAAAUGAUCACGCAGUCGCAGAGGAGCUGUCCGUCGAGCAGUGCCUUCUAAGUGCACGCAAGAUCCAUUGGUCAAGUACUAGAACGCACGUCAAUGGAGAUCCAACUUGGUACCAUUUCGAUAUGGGCUUAGUCUGAUAAUAAAGUAGCAAUUUAUGGUAUUUCUAAUGUGGACAGACACUCUUUGACUAGCUUUGAGCACACAGUUAGGGAGUUCAGCACUAGUAUUGCCGAUUUGCUUUUGGAGUACAUUCUUACCUCCUUGAAGAGGAAAGAGGCUACUUCAUAGCAGGACGUCUACAGACACCUAAAUAGCAGCAACUUCUGCCUUGAAGACACUGCAAUGGUCUGGUACCCUAAAACUAAGAUUAACGGAGAGCUCCUUACAGAAAAUUCCCCUCCUAGCUUAGACUAAUCCGGGAAAAAGCACACUGCGCCAUUUCUCUAGCGCCACGAGUAGUGCCUGCGUCGCAGUAAACCAAAUUUUCAGGAAUACAGUUGAAAUUGGAGAGAAUUUCGGCGUGUCCUUGCUCGGACUCCUUCAUGGAACCAGCUGGACUAAGCAUUAGAGCGCACUUCGCACCAUUUCAACUGCCGGCUAUGUCCACGGAUGCUAUGUGUAAAACGUCAUAAAGUGCUAUUGUUAGUGUAGUCUGCAGUGCACCGGUGAUAUUGAUGAGAGCCGCUUUUUGGGCACAUUCAAGCUUCCUAGCAAGUGUGCCUUUUCGAGCGGCUUCCAGAGGAAUAUAGCCAAAACACCACUUUUGGUGAGAGACCACCUUUCUCAGUACAACUGCUCUAUAGCAAUAUAAGGCAACCCAUGCCUUCUUAACUAUCUUUUAAAUAUUUGGCCUGAAUGAAAGCUUUCCAUAAAGAAUAAAUCCUAGGUAUUUCACCUUAUCAACAGGCUAAAGGCGUGAGCCUCCGAAAGAGGGAAAAGGCACACUGGGAUCUUGUACCUCCUAGGGAAUGAGGCUUUUUCAGUUUUACUAGGGUUGACAGCUUCUAUUCGCCCUGUUGGAUACCACGCUGAGAUACCCUUCGGUCAGCUCGAAGAUGAUAUUUAAAAAUUUUAUUUAACAAUGUCAUCAGCGUGGGCUAUCACUCGACAGCCUACCGUUGGAUGACCUCGAUGACAACUUCAAUGAACCUUUAGCAAGAACUUCGAUUCAGUUUUUCAGUAUCAAUGCGUGUUUUUAUAUAUAUUUUUUUUAACUUUUUCAAAAUAUUUAAUUAGAAUAUAAUAGUUUUCGAAUCACCUCUCUAUAAAAUUUGCAGCGUUACUCUUGAAAAACGCCGAGCCAUAAAAUCACAAAUAUAAAUACACACUAAUAAGUGAUUUGCUCUCACUAGAAACAUUAUAAGUGUAUUUCAAAAUAGCAUUUUAUGAUGCUUUAAUUAAAAACAUAUACAGAUUAGCGCCGCAGUGCCCUUAAUUAAUCAAGUAAAAGCAAAAACAAAUUAGCUCGCAGCAAAAUCGCUAGCAUUGCGAAUAUAGAGCUAACGUGAAAAUAGACCUAUACAAACACACAAGUUUACGCACACAAAGAACUGUUGUUUUUGAGGCUCAGCAGUUUUGUGUCUACAAAAAUGUUCGCCACCAUACGGCAUCUGUUUGGUGGUGUCGUCGCCGCCGCCCAAACGGACCCACUAACACAUGUCUCCGAGCAACAACAUGCGCCGUCAGUGAAAAAGCCAACAAAAAUGUCAAAAAAAUUGCGACAACAACAGCAACUCGAACAAAUGCAACAAAUGCUAUUGCUCGACACCGAAACCUAUUCCAAUUUGCGUUAUGAGCGCACCAAACUCAGUCACAGCAGCCUGCUGCUGCAUCAGAUCGCACAAGACAGCACAACGGACGAGUGUAACGGUACGCUCGACACGCUCGUACCACUAACGUUUGCCUCGGCCGCAACACCGAUAAUAUUGCCCAGCGGUUAUCGCGGCACAACGCCUGCUGAUAAGCAACAAAACACCAACGUAAUACCUGGAACGCGUUUGCUUUCCGGCACAACACCGUCUCCCUCACCGCCGCCUGCGUCACAACUGCCGCCACCAACGUCAACGCGACAUACGCAUUCAUCGCCGCCACCAUCUACAGCGGACAGCGUGCCACCUGCCCUAAGUGGUGGUGGUUAUUCAACACAUUUGCCGCACGAUUACAGCCUCUGUGAUUCGUGUCGUCCGCUGCGUUUCCAAAAUUCGCUCAUAAAAUCGGGUAGUCCUAGUUCAGUGUCGCAAAAGAGUUAUAGCGCGACUUCAGCGCGUUAUCUCAAUUUAAAUUCGAGUGCGUCGAGUAAUCGUUUCAAUUCGCUGCCGCCGUCGUCGAUCGUGACGCCAACACCACCGCCGCCGCUACCUCUGACACAACAACAACAAUCCGCAGCACAGCCAGCGUCAUCGUAUCGCAGCUUUUAUCCUUUCUCUCGUUUACAGCCACGACGCACAACCAGCGCCAGCAUGUCGCAAUCCGGAGACGAUCUACACUCGCCCAGCUAUCUGUCCUGGCGCAAGCUGCAGCUGAGUCGCGCCAAACUAAAGGCGUCCAGCAAGACGUCGGCUUUACUUUCCGGUUUUGCCAUGGUCGCAAUGGUUGAGGUCCAAUUGGAUAGUAGCACCAAAGUGCCUGCCGGUAUGCUCGUCGCCUUCGCCAUCUGUACCACGCUGCUUGUGGCUGUACAUAUGUUGGCGCUUAUGAUCAGUACUUGUAUUUUACCAAAUAUCGAAACAGUUUGCAAUUUGCAUAGCAUCUCGUUGGUACACGAAUCACCGCAUGAACGCCUACACUGGUAUAUUGAAACGGCGUGGGCCUUCUCCACGCUACUCGGACUGAUACUCUUCCUGCUCGAGAUAGCUAUACUUUGUUGGGUGAAAUUUUAUGAUUUAAGUCAGCCAGCCGCUUGGUCGGCAUGCAUCGUACUUAUACCGGUAAUGAUAGUCUUCCUAGCGUUUGCGAUACAUUUCUAUCGUUCGCUUGUCACACAUAAAUACGAGGUUACCGUUUCGGGUAUACGCGAACUAGAGAUAUUGAAGGAACAAAUGGAACAGGAUCACAUCGAUACGCAUCAUCAUCAUCUGCAUCGUAAUAACGGUUUGAAUUAUGGCGCCAGUGGUGAAAUAGUUUAAACACCAUGCUUGACGAAAGUCCAUAGCCAUGUUAUUAUGGUGGUGACAGCUUGUUAUUUAUCGGGAAUACACUUUUUGUAUAUUUACACUGGAGAAGAGACAUCUGUAUGCGACCUCAUACAUUUAGGCGAUAAAGUUUUUAUACGCUACUUUUUACACGAAUAUAGACAUUGCUAACGACUAACAAAUAAUAAAUCAAAAUACAUUAUGUAUAUAUAUUUUUAUGUAGGUUAGUCAUUUGUUAUUGUAUGUACACGAAAACCUAAUUGAAUUGAAUUCUCAAAGAAUUCAAAUACAAUUGUGAUAUUGGUAAAUGCGUUUUAAUUUCAAUUAUGAAAUGCAUUUUGGCAUAUCUUGUUUCAUUUAACGCUUAAUUUUUGUUAUUAUCGUAAUACAUAUAAAUUUAUAUAAUUGAAAUGUGUUUAUGUAAGCUUUAAAGUAAGCGUUGUUAAAGAAAUACUUUGUGCACUUGCAAAUUAAUACGUUGCCAAGCUACGCAAAUAAUUAAUUAUUAUUUACCAGCAAUAUUGUAGAUUUACGCUGUGAAAGAGUCAUUGGCAGUUGCCGGUGUGGAGCGCCAACAAAGCCAUUUAGAUGCAGUGCAAACAGGUGCAAAUCGAAUAUGUUCUUUAUUCAACUGCAUAUCAACUAAAAAUGAUUCUUUCACAUUUAUCCAUCAAACUACCUUAAUUUACUUAAUUUUUAAAAUACUAUUUUUAACAUAGAUUUAAGGAUAUGUAAUUAAAGAUAUAACUUGAAAAAUAUAAGCAAUGGUAAUUAAUUUGACAGCGAAACUAAAUCAAAAAAAUAUUUUUAUAAAAUAAAGGUAGCUAAAAACAUGAAAAGUUGUUAAA